AACUGAAACUUUUAGUUUAUUUUCCAUUUAUGAUUUUUAACUACAAAAGUUAACGUUGUGUGGCGCUACAGUCUUGUUAAAUGGCAAUACUGUAUCUUGUUUAGUUUUACCAUGAAGCGUUUGCCAGAUGUUGUCAAAACUUUCUUUGUGAAUUAAAAGGGAAACACAUUCACCAUUCACCAAGCAAUGAAGCACAUCAAGAUAUCAUUCCUUUUACUAGUAACUGGUUUUUCAGUUGGAGAAGCUCAAGAAGCUCCGGUUUUAAAUCCACUACAGAUCCCACCAAAUUUGUCAAUUGGUGACAACACAGAAUUAUUAUGUACGCUAAAGAGAGGUAGUUCUCCUCUUAUUUUCAGCUGGUUGUACAAUGGGAUAAACAUUACGUCCAGGAAGAAAUAUAAAGUUACCACUACAGAAACAAGCUCCCUUCUUUCUAUAGGAAAAAUACAAGCUUCUGAUAUCGGCAAUUAUACUUGUGUUGCAAGCAAUAGAUUAGGUGAAGACAGUGGAACAGUCCGCGUAGUAAUAGAAGGUGAGCUGAAAUAAAAAAAAAAAAAAAAAAAAAAAAAAAAAAAAAAAAUUCAAAUAUCAAAUAUUUAAUCAUUCUGUAUAUCAGUUUUUGACUGUUAUUAAAUAGAAAUGAAAGGGUAUAAACCUUGCAAUUGUUUCAUUUUGUACAUAAGGUGUAUAUUAAAAAUUUAUAUUCAAAUUAACGGAUUUUUGCAUCAGUUUUAAUAACUUGCUACUUCUAUCGAAUUGAGAAAGUAAGCUAUUGAUAUAUCAGUCGCUUGCAUCAAAUAUCGAAAACUUCAUCUUUGACUGUUGCUG
Messenger RNA from Stegodyphus dumicola, 828 nucleotides. RefSeq names its product myosin-binding protein H-like. NCBI's taxonomy places the organism in Eukaryota, Metazoa, Arthropoda, Arachnida, Araneae, Eresidae. The record is from RefSeq and is a predicted model, not a curated record.